Messenger RNA from Trichoderma virens Gv29-8, 1197 nucleotides. RefSeq lists its product as uncharacterized. The record is from RefSeq and is a predicted model, not a curated record. Bases 1 to 1197 code for a protein of 398 amino acids. The transcript is spliced from 4 exons. Lineage: Eukaryota; Fungi; Ascomycota; Sordariomycetes; Hypocreales; Hypocreaceae.
AUGGUGGACUCUCGCAUUCAGCAGGCCAUCGCCAACGGCACGGUCCCGGCGGGUAUUACCGCUGAAUAUCUGAGCGAAUCUCGCGAUGGCCCGUCAAUUGUUGGCAUUGUUUUCGUCACAGCGCUGACCUUUGUGGUCGUCUGCACAAGAUUGAUAUCACGAUCAUGCAUUGUGAGGCGUGUUGGCGUUGAUGAUGCACUGGCUACAUUGUCAUUGGCUUUACUGAUAUGCUUUGUUGGAUUGAGCAUUGAAUUGAUCAACCUGGGAUCUGGGAGGCACUUCGCCUAUAUCGAAUAUAUCAUGGACGUCCCCACGGUUCUCCGGACACAGGUACUAGAUUUCGUCGCGCACAUCAUCUACACGACAGCCCUGCUCCUAUGCCGCGUAUCGGGUCUCGCAUUUUACCAGAGAGUGUGUGGGCAGCACAACAACUUUCAGCUCGCCAUCAAGAUUGUGUUUGGCAUCUUGAUCGCCGGGUUUCUCCCCCAGAUCUUUUUGCUAAUCUUCCAUUGUAAACCGGUCACGGGUUACUGGCCGUACGGUUGGGAGCCCGUUGCUCCCUUAUAUACCUGCCUGCAGUGGGGUAUCGUUUACAGUGUCAACUCUUCUGUUUCGCUUCUCUGCGAUCUGCUUCUGUUUGGCAUUCCUAUUGCCAUGUUACGAACGUUGGAGAUGUCUCGGAAGCGAAAGAUCCAGUUGGCUGGAAUUCUACUGCCUGGUGUUGCAGUCAUUGGCAUUUCGAUUGCUCGACUUGUCCUCGUCAUCCUGGGCCAGUGGGAGACUGAUGAAUCUUGGUCAUACGAUCCCAUGCUUGGCGUGGAAACAUCCGAGAUAGGAGCCACGCUGAUCGCUCUAUCCGUUCCCGGAGCCAAGCCGCUCUUUGACAAGAUAUUCUUCAAGAAGGACGAUAGCCAGACAAGCGGCGCAUCGCAUUACGGCCGCAAGACCAACACUUUUCGGUCUCGAGGGACUGCUCUUGGCACGCUGAGGUUCCAAUCCGGCAGCCAGCACAGCAUACUGGGGAGCCAAGAAGACGAGGGACCCAAGUACGGCUCCGAGGCCGUGGCAAGUGCCGGCAGCAGGCGUGCCAACGAUACGGAAGGCAUCUACGUACAGAUGGAUUUCGAACUGAAGGAGGCUCGAGCAGUUAAUACGAAGUUUCGGCGAACUGAACAGACAAAAGGGCCGCCCAUCUGA